Molecule: messenger RNA, 2553 nt
Organism: Hipposideros armiger (great roundleaf bat)
Lineage: Eukaryota; Metazoa; Chordata; Mammalia; Chiroptera; Hipposideridae
Gene: POC5
Product: POC5 centriolar protein
Biological process (GO): eye photoreceptor cell development
Cellular component (GO): photoreceptor connecting cilium
Source: RefSeq, a predicted model, not a curated record
AACCCCGCCCCGGGCUCUCAACCCAAUCAAACGGCAGGUUGCUGAAGCUCGGGGCCAAUGUUCAGGGCCGUCCUUACUUCCUCUUUGCAGUUUGAAACUGUCAGGUUGCUGCUAAGGUAGCCGCUACAUUCACGGUUGUUUUGCCGACGACGCUGCGAGAAGACGGGGACAGAGGAGUCCGGGUUCGUGGAGAACAGCGACGCACCUGUGUAGAAUGUCAUCAGAUGAGGAGAAAUGCUCACUUCCAGUUACGCAAAAUGACGCCAACCAAGGCAGCUCUGUCUCUUUAGAUCUUCAGGAUGAGUAUGAAGAACUGCUUCGUUAUGCUAUAGUGACUCCAAAUAUUGAAUCAGGUGCUUCACAGCCAUCUCAUUCUAAGGCAGAAGUGGUGCCAGAUGUUAGAUUUCCUACUAUAAUUGAUGAUAUUCUUCAUGAUCAAGGUUAUGUAUAUUUUUCAAGAUAUCUUAAUUUAAGAUGUUAUUUGAGCUUAUUAAUGCUAUUGACUUAUAUGAUUGUAAAAAUGCUUCCAGUGAUUCUUCUCAGUCAAUGGUGUGUAUCACUGUUAUCUGGGGAAACUUUACAUUUUAAUAUGUUAUUCUUGGCUCUUAUAUGUAACGUACAAGAUCCCAAACGGCUUGCUCAAAGAACAAACUUCUUAAUUGCCAGUGUAUUUAUUUUUCAGACAAACAUCAUAUCUGAACUAACUAAAUGGAGACUUAAUUUUAUUGAUUGGCACCGCAUGGAAAUGAAAAAAGAGAAAGAAAAACAUGCAGCACAUUUAAAACAACUGUGCAACCAGAUCAACAGCUUGAAGGAGCUGCAAAAAGCCUAUGAAAUCUCUAUUGGGAGAAAAGAUGAGGUGAUUUCUAGCUUGUCUCACGCCAUAAGCAAGCAGAAGGAAAGGACAGAGUUGAUGAGAACAUUCUUCCACUGGCGAAUUGGCCAUGUCAAAUCCAGACAGGACGUAUAUGAAAACAAAAAGGCAACUGACAAAUAUUAGACUUCUGAACUCAGAAGUGUUUAGGAUCACAUAUUAGAACUUGUGUUAAAGUCAAAGAAGGAUUUCUUUUCUAAUAAAUCAAAAUGAAUGUACAAUUUAAUAGUAUUUCUUAUUUCAAAGGAAUUUGAUUUCGGUAUAUUAUCCGGUGCUUUGGAAAAUGCAAAAGCUGAGAUCCAAAGAAUGCAGCAUGAAAAAGAGCACUUUGAAGAUUCCAUGAAGAAAGCUUUCAUGAGGGGUGUAUGUGCAUUAAAUCUUGAAGCUAUGACUAUAUUUCAAAACAGAAAUGAUACAGGGACAGACUUCACAAAUAAUAAGGACGAGUAUGGUUCUGGAGUUCAAGGAAAGGAACAUUCUGCUCGUCUGGAUCCUUCGGCUGCUUGCGGGCCCUCAGCGGUUGCACCAGCGCCGUCCCCACCAGGAGCAGCUGUGGGAGUGACCAGCGCCGUCGCCUUUCCCUCUGCGGCUUCCGUCACUUCUGCAGGCGCUGCUUCCACUUCUGUUCACCUUCCUGUUUCUGCUCCUCUUGGUGCUGGAGCUACUGCUGCCCCAGAAGAAAUGUAUGUGCCCAGAGUUGUGACAUCUGCACAACAGAAAGCUGGAAGAACAAUCACAGCCCGGAUCACAGGGAGAUGCGAUUUUGCUUCAAAAAACAGAAUUAGUAGCAGUUUAGCUAUAAUGGGAGUUUCUCCUCCCAUGAGCUCAGUUGUUGUGGAAAAACAUCAUCCGGUCACAGUGCAAACCAUUCCUCAAGCUGCUGCAGCAAAAUAUCCCCGGACCAUUCAUCCAGAAAGUACUACCUCGGCUUCCAGAUCUCUCGGAACCAGAUCAGCUCACACCCAGUCUCUCACAAACAUUCAUUCCAUAAAAGUGGUUGACUAAAAUGAAUAUGUUCAUAUUAAGAUCUUUUAAUUCCUCUAGUUUUACCAAGGAUUAAAAGUCUUUCAUUUUUAAAUUUUCCAUAUAUUUAGAACAUCAUGGAUACAUCAUGUUCAUCUUUUCAAAAUUACAAGAGACUUUUUGAAGCCAUAUCAUCCUUUGUAACUAUAUGUAGGAUUAUUUUAAUGUUAUUUUUUUAAUUUAAGCAAUUAAGUAAAACUUUUUUAAAUUAAAAAAGAAACUGGACUUUAUUCUUUUAAUAGUUUCAGCCUGUGACUGAUUAUAUCAUCAAAGUAUAUAAAUCCUGUUUUUCUCUACAUCAUUCCAAAAGGCUAAAUCAUUUCUAAUGUUACCAACUAAACUUUAAGAGGGUUUAUUUUAAAAACUAUUACAACUAAUAGAAACUAAGAUGUUUUUAUUUUUAAGUUAAAAAGAUAAAGACCAAGAGUAAUAAUAACUUAUUACCAUCGUAUAUUUGUCUUCAUUUUUCUAGUAAUCUAAGAAUUAAAAAUAGGGGGAAAUGGCAAUACCUAUGAAUAAUUUUUAAUGUUAAAAGGGGAAAAAUAUUUACUAGCACAAAAGCAGAGUUACAGAAACAUCCAAAAGGAAAUCUGCUAUUAAGAUGAUCCUAUUUCUGAUAUGCUUGCUUGUCUUGUAAUAAACUGUACAGUUUUGGA